GGGAGAAAAUUUCCUGUCGAGUAGUAUAUUUACUGGAAAUAGACAUUCGACUUGCAUGUCCCUUUUUGGAAAUGUGCCUGUGUCCCGGGCUGGGUUGGGGCCCCACUGAACUUUGGCUCUGACACAGCUGUUGCCACACUCAGUGGAACUGAAGCCAUGCUUGCCUUCACCCGGCAUCCCUCACCCCAACUCUCCCCACCACAACACACUUCCCAUGCCAGCCUGGGGACUCUCAAAGGUGGCUUCAUCAUUAGGUUUGUGGCGGGGUCGCACUGAAGUAAGUCUUGGCACUCAAAGGGAUGGGAAUUGAAUGAAGACAUGAGAUUACUGGCAGGAGCCCUCUCCAUGGAAAUCUGUGGGCUCACACGUUUACUAAUGUUGCUGCAGCCCUGCACCCACCUUGGCCUUGGGCAGCCAUACUCUAGGGCUUUUGUAACCUCUCCAUGUCAGGAACUCAAAUUAGACCUGGGUUUGGAGGCAGUACCCUCAGCUGGCCUUUGGCGGAAGGUUUUUGUGCAAGGCAUUUCCCAAGUGCUGGCAGGAUUGUGUCACAGACACAAAGCAAACUUUUGCUGGGCUCCAGGUGACCGCCCACAGUUUAUUAUAAAGGUGACUGCAGCCUGCAGUCACCAGCACUGCCUGGCUCCCGGUACUUCCUGAUCUCAGUAUGGCACUGUCCUGGAUUCUUACAGUCCUGAGCCUCCUACCUCUGCUGGAAGCCCAGAUUCCAUUAUGUGCCAACCUAGUACCGGUGCCCAUCACCAACGCCACCCUGGACCGGAUCUCUGGCAAGUGGUUUUAUAUUGCAUCGGCCUUUCGAAACGAGGAGCACAAUAAGUCGAUUCACGAGAUCCAAGCAACCUUCUUUUACUUUACCCCCAACAAGACAGAGGACACGAUCUUUCUCAGAGAGUACCAGACCCGACAGAACCAGUGCAUCUAUAACACUAGCUACCUGAAUGUCCAGCGGGAAAAUGGGACCAUCUCCAGAUACGAGGGAGGCCAAGAGCAUUUCGCUCACCUGCUGAUCCUCAGGGACAUGAAGACCUUCAUGCUGGCUUUCGAAGUGAACGAUGAGAAGAACUGGGGGGUGUCUGUCUAUGCUGACAAGCCAGAGACGACCGAGGAGCAACUGGGUGAGUUCUACGAAGCUCUCGACUGCUUGCGCAUUCCCAGGUCAGACGUCGUGUACACCGAUCAGAAAAAGGAUAAGUGUGAGCCACUGGAGAGGCAGCACGAGAAGGAGAAGAAACAGGAGGAGGGGGAGAGGCAGCACGAGAAGGAGAAGAAACAGGAGGAGGGGGAAUCCUAGAAGGACACAGCCUUGGAUCAGGACAGAGACUUGGGGGCCAUCCUGCCCCUCCAGCCUGACAUAUGUACCUCAGCUUUUUCCCUCAUUUGCAUCAAUAAAGCUUCUGUGUUUGGAACA
Messenger RNA from Chlorocebus sabaeus (green monkey), 1429 nucleotides. RefSeq names its product orosomucoid 1 (gene ORM1). NCBI's taxonomy places the organism in Eukaryota, Metazoa, Chordata, Mammalia, Primates, Cercopithecidae. The record is from RefSeq and is a predicted model, not a curated record. Gene Ontology annotation, biological process: regulation of immune system process.